Messenger RNA from Rosa rugosa (rugosa rose), 2286 nucleotides. Its product is annotated as solute carrier family 40 member 2-like. Gene Ontology annotation, molecular function: iron ion transmembrane transporter activity. The coding region runs from base 332 to 1879 and encodes 515 amino acids. The record is from RefSeq and is a predicted model, not a curated record. Lineage: Eukaryota; Viridiplantae; Streptophyta; Magnoliopsida; Rosales; Rosaceae. Gene Ontology annotation, biological process: iron ion transmembrane transport. The transcript is spliced from 8 exons. Gene Ontology annotation, cellular component: membrane.
GGAGACCCAGUUUUGUAAUCAAUCUGUUCCUAAUAGAUCCAAAUAGAUGAAAAACUAACAUGGAUUCUCCCCAAAUAACAACAAAAGUCGAUCAGCAAUAUCUUUGUUAUAUUUCUACUAGCUGCAGUCUUCAAUUUCGCACCACGUAACAAACAAUACUAUUCACUUAUAUAGAUGAUGAUGAUGAUGCUGUCUAUAUAUAUAUUCAAUAACGAUUAUGGUACUCAUCAUUGUCAUCAUCAUUAAGGAAUAAGGGUGCUCUGCCAUUGCUGGUGUUCAUCAUCAACAAGCUCUAUAAGGUUCAGGCACAGAGGAGUUAGAAGCUGACAUAAUGAAGCAGGAGGAAGAGCGCCUUCUAGCCCAUGUACAAGAAUACCCUUCUGAUCAUUCUCAAUACGAUCCUCUUCCUUCAAUUCUUGUCAAAUAUCUUUACAUAGGCCACUUUUUGGCCAGAUGGGGUGCCAGAAUGUGGGAAUUCUCUGUUGGUUUAUACAUGAUAAAUGUAUGGCCAGACUCUCUACUCUUUGCUGCUACAUAUGGUGUGGUGGAAUCAGCCUCUACUGCGCUUUUUGGACCUUUGGUCGGACGGUGGGUGGAUAGAUUCUCAUAUGUAAAGAUUCUUCGAGUUUGGUUAGUAACACAAAAUCUCUCUUUUAUGAUUGCCGGAGCCACCGUGAUGGCGUUACUGAUCUACCCAGAUCUAAAGCUCACGAAUUUCAAUGCAUUUGUUUUACUUAUCAUAUUAACCAACAUCUCUGGAGCUCUUGGAGUUCUCUCCACUCUUGCUGGUACCAUCUUAGUUGAAAGAGACUGGGUUGUGGUGAUAUCAGAAGGGCAUUCUCCAGAAGUACUAACAAACAUGAAUUCGGUCAUUAGGCGUAUUGAUCUUUUCUCCAAGCUAUGUGCUCCGGUGGUAACCGGCUUCAUCAUCAGCUUUGUAUCACUAAAAGCUUCUGCUUUAACUUUAGCACUCUGGAAUACUAUAUCUGUUUGGCUGGAAUACUGGCUAUUCAUUUCUGUGUAUAAUGGGAUUCCGGCUUUAGGCGAAAGCAGCCAAAGGAAGAUAUCAAGACCUUCUCAGAGUGAUCUUGAAGGCACAGGCACAUCUACUUCUCAAGAGAGGAGCAGCUUGCUUUUUAAAGAUGAAAAUGAUCCAGAAUUCGCAGAGGAAAGCUGGAUUACUGGGGUUAUUAAAACGGUAUCAAGGAUCCCUUAUGUUAGUGCUUGGAGUGUGUAUUUGCAGCAAGAUGUUGUACUCCCUGGAGUAUCUCUGGCUUUGUUAUAUUUCACUGUACUCAGCUUUGGAACAUUGAUGACAGCUACCUUGGAAUGGGAAGGCAUACCUGCAUACACCAUUGGGAUAGCUCGUGGAAUAAGCGCUGCAAUUGGAAUUACUGCAACAAUUGUUUAUCCCAUCUUGCAAUCUCAUAUCUUAACACUUAGAACCGGACUCUGGUCUAUCUGGUCUCAGUGGACCUUCCUCCUAUUAUGUGUUGCUUCAAUAUGGAUCCAUAAGAGAAUUUGGUCAGCAUAUAUGCUAAUGGCAGGAGUGGCUACUUCUCGGCUUGGGUUGUGGAUGUUUGAUUUGGCUGUCAUCCAACAAAUGCAGGAUCAUGUUCCUGAAUCAGAUCGUUGUGUAGUGGGAGGUGUUCAAAACUCCCUUCAGUCCAGCAUGGAUUUGAUGGGCUAUGUCAUGGGAAUAAUCAUAUCUAAUCCACAGGAAUUCUGGAAGUUGACUGUGGUCUCGUUUGCCGUGGCAACAUUGGCUGCAUUGCUCUAUACCCUGCACCUGUACCGCGUCCGAAAGCACCUCCUUCACUUGGAGAAAUUAACCGCCUUUCUGAAAUGCUUCACCAGUUCACAAUCUGAAAAUUCAUAAUGGUUGGGCCUCCAUUUCGCUCCUCAUUUGAAAAUUCAUAAUCUGCAGUGUUGUUCAUAUGUGGUGCAACGCAAGUUAUGUAACUUCAAAGCUGGGACUCCAUCAUGCUUCUUUGAUAUGUAUAUUAAAUUUGAUUAGUAAUUGUAGUCGGAUACAUUUAAGCUUUGGAAGGAAAAUUUGCAAACCAUACAUUGUCACCAGAUGUGGUGGUAUCUUUUGAAGGUAUUGGUGUGAAAUUCCACCCUCAACUGGGCAUCUAAAUCCCUUCUUAUGAGAGUAAAUUUAUCUAUUGGUUAUGAAACUACAGUACCACACACUAUAUCAAGAUCUUUUUGUAAAACUGUUUAUCCCUUUGACGUUUCAAAUUGCUAAAGUCGGGGAAAUAUUAACAUGUUGGAUAAACCCUA